GUAAGUAGAGCCUGGCACAAAGAGAGAGGAAAGCCAUUCAGUAAGGUAUGGACGACCCGGAACCCGACAACGGAGGAGACACCUCGAGAAAUAGAGGACUGGACCUACACACUCCCUACCCUAUCGAGUCUCUCCUUCCCGUUGCUAUUUUGUUGCUAUCGAGUACUGAAUUGAGAUGAGCCACGACUCUGCCACGACUCCGGCUCCAUCAGCGAAAUGCCUGUGACGAUGAGUGGUGUUUAAAAGCGACGCGAGUUGCGCGAGCGCCGAGGUGAGCUCCUCGUCGAUUUAACCUCCUUUUAUGUUGCAAAGAGAAAGGAAUUCACUCGCUCGCCUAUGGUUGCCCAAUGACAGGCUUGACGGGUGGCUGAGCAGGUCUUUCUCAAAGCCCCAACUGGUUGCAGCCUGAUUGUGCGACUGCGCGUUACAGGGAUUGUUACACCAGAAACACCUCCUAGUCACGUGGGACUGGAGGAGCAAAUUGCAGCAUGCGCCCUAUUCAGAGCGUGCCGCUCAGCCUCUUUCUGCUUUCUGUCGACCAGAAGAUAGCGGAUGUUUUGUCUGUGAUCAAUCUCAAAGAGCGCUGUCCGUCUCCAAUGGCAGAUGCAGCAGCCGUAGACGAGCCGAGUCGAGAUGGAGCGUUGCAUACAGAGACACCACCGAGACCGAAAUCAUCGAAAGACAUACCCAUGGUUCAAGAGCAUGGCGUGACGGUCCUCUGGGAGCCAAAACAAGGGUCUGCCACCCUUGCUGAUGUUAUCUUUGUGCAUGGCCUGGGUGGCCACCCUCGAAAGACAUGGCAGUACGGCAAGGCUGAGAAAUCUGCGACUGAAGAAACAGCGGGUGCAGCACAAGAGAGGUCGAGGUGGAACACUUCCAUGAACAGAUUCAAGACGAAGAAAUCAUCCAAAAGCGCGGAAGACAAGACGCCUUUUGCGCCUGGGCCAUCAGGACCGCUUGAAGCCCCCAAAAGCGAAUCUCAGAGCCAGGGUUGUUUUUGGCCUUACGACCUUGUCCCGGAUGAUUUUGGCAACCUGCGGAUCUUGACUUAUGGCUACGAUUCGCAUCCAAGCCAUUUUUACACAGGGCGGACGGUGCAAAUGAACAUAAGCCAACACUCUCAGCAAUUGCUUCAACCUAUCACGGAUUUUCGGCGGGAAUGCAAGGGAAGGCCAAUAAUCUUUGUCGUGCACAGCCUAGGUGGUAUCCUCGUCAAAGACGCCAUCAUCCUGUCCGGUAAGUACGGGCAUCAGCCUGCCAUGAAGGAUGUGUCACUCUCAUGCAAAGCCAUACUCUUUUUUCGGAACGCCUCACCAGGGUGCGAACGCCGCAGCUUAUGGCGAGAUGCUUGCCAAUCUUGUUGGGGCUCUACCACUGUUUCCCAGCGUGUACAAAGAGGUACUGCGGGGCCUUAAACCCGACGGCGAGAAGUUAAGCAACGUCACAGCCGACUUCAAUGAUCAACUUAGCAAAGAGAUGCCGGCAGCGAACAAAAUCCAGCUCUACAGCUUUAGGGAGGGCAAGCCCUUGACGAAUCUUAAGAAGUUCGAUGGCAAGGUAGUCCCAGAUACUUCGGCCUUCUACAACUGAAGGGACAUCGAGCAGACAUCGAUGAUCAUGGCCAACCAUUUGGAUAUGUGCAAAUUCGAUAAUGUUCAGAAUCCUGGAUAUGUCUCCUUCCGGGCAGCCCUGUCCGGUCAUUUGAGCCCUUUACAGGCACAAGUCACAGCACCGUAGCGGGAAGAGCAAGAACGUUUAAUAGCAGGUCCGUAGCCCACACAAACACUCGAAGACCUCGUUGCCGUUUCGUCUUGUCGUCCGCAGAACUGAUUACCGAGCCAGCAUUGACUGAAGCUCUUGACUUUGGCGCCAGGAUCCAGCGCCAACACCUGCUUGCCAAGUUACUGACUGACAAAGCCACCUUUGAAUGGGUCUGGAGUUCUGAGUUCGCAAGACGGUUGGCGAAUAAGGAACCCUUGUUCUGGAUAAGCGGGAAACCUGCCAGCGGCAAGUCGACUCUGAUGUAUCACAUUGCCAAGUCGGAUACCACAGAAAAGCUUCUGCAGCACACUUUCGGCAAGCAGACUACUUGGAUCUACCACUUUUUCGACAUUUGCGCUGCUGGUGGCUUAGGGAAUAACUUCGCAGGCUUUGUCCGCUCGCUGCUGCUGCAGCUGCUUUCCAGGCUUCCACACCCCUCUGAUCAAGCGCCACGACUAGGGGCGCUGCUCCGUGCAGCUCAGCAAGGGCGGUCUUUUGGUGCCGGGGAGUUCGAACUCGCAGAUCUUUGUGAAGUCCUUCUCAAAACCCUGCAUGCCGGCCCAGGACACGUCUUCAUCACUCUCGAUGGCCUGGACGAAUACGCUGGUGAGCCGAUGGGGCUUGUCUCCUUCAUCAAAGGUAUGGCACAGUUGAACACAAAGGUGUGCCUGGCUAGUCGGCCUGACGCACCGUUUCCUGACGCGUUUGCCACGAUGCUGUCUUUGAAAAUGCACGAAGUUAAUGCGCCAGGCAUUUACACGUUCGCACGUCAAAUGUUUGAUGAUGCGGCCAUACAAAGACACUGGGCAAAUCAGGACCAGCCUCACAAUUUGGCAAAAGAGAUAGUCUCCCAGUCACGAGGUGUGUUUCUCUGGGCACGUUUUGCAACGCUCGAGAUCGUGAAUCGGCUCUUGAAAGGCGAUCUGAGCCCCGGCGAUGACCUGGUAGCUGCAGUACACGCGCUGUCCCCCGAUCUAGAAGAGCUUUACUCCCGGAUCACUUGGCGGGCAUCCCCAGAAGAUCGAGCUCUAGCGCGGGUCAUCUUGGUUUAUGUGGCGCAUGCAUUGGACACACCAAAAACGAUCAUGUUGCAAAGCCUCCUACAGUUGCACACUGGCGACCCUUCGCCGUGGUUUCGAGAAAUCACCUACGUUGACCGGUCGCUAUAGGACAUAGAACCAUUCAGGCGGAAGGUUCUCGCUUCGACAGGUGGCUUGAUCGAGACGUAUCACGAUCCAGACGCUCGAAAAUCAGAAGAAAAAUUAGCCAAUGUGCGAUUGUUGCUUCGUACUGUGAAGACUUACCUGGAAAACAGAGGUCGGACGGAGCUCUCACUAUCCUUGAGUGACCCUGGCUGCGAACAAAGCCUGUGGCUGCAAUCUUUUGCCAUAGUCAAGCAUCGCACGAUGAUUACUUGCGGAGAUCAGAGCCAGCAGGUAGCUCCGUCCAAUUUUUGUAUCCCUGGGGUCUUUUACAAUAUUUUGAAGAUACUGACCCUUCGGAAUCCGCCCUGGAUCCACGCGACCGUGGAACGCGGACAGCGCUCUCAUGCCCGUCAGUUGGCGUGCGACUGUUGAUGGCUUAUG
This is a messenger RNA of Exophiala xenobiotica, 3347 nucleotides long. RefSeq lists its product as uncharacterized. The transcript has 3 exons. NCBI's taxonomy places the organism in Eukaryota, Fungi, Ascomycota, Eurotiomycetes, Chaetothyriales, Herpotrichiellaceae. Bases 489 to 1415 code for a protein of 308 amino acids. The record is from RefSeq and is a predicted model, not a curated record.